AUGGAGAGGUCAGAAUCACCGCCCCGGACCAGCCUGACCCAGAUCUUCUCCAAAGCCCGGCGCGAUAAGAACCAGAGGGGCAAGGGCAAGGGCAAGGGCAAGGGUAAGGGCAAGGUGUCUGCGAGCAACUCUAUCAACAGCGGCAACAGUGGAUUGGAGGAUCUGGACAACCUGAAGAAGGGCCACGAGGUGAUAGAGCGAGACACAGACGCAGACGCCGACACAGAUCCGGAAGCAGCGGACCCGUCGUCUAAGAUCAAGAAGCUGGUCCCUCGGGUCCUUGGAUCCAAGCGGCGCAGAAGGAAGCUGGAGAUAGAGGAGCCGCGUGUCCGACAGGAAAUGACCCGGGGGAGGAUUGUCACCGACCGAGAGAAGCUGGAACACGAUGCAGAUGAUGGAGAAGGGGAUGGGACAGCCGCGGCCCUGGAGAGCCCCAGCAGCUUGCUUACCUAUGAUUCCGAAUCGGGAAGUGAAAACGAGUCGCCAACCCUCACCGGAGCACCUCCUCCUCUCAGUACACGCUCUUCACACAUUGGAUAUCUGACGACCUCCUCGCCGCUCGUACACUCCAUCGCGCUGCCUGGGCCCGUGUUGUCGCAAGCCCAGCUGGACGGCCUGUCCCCUCGAGCCUCAACCAUUCCCGACGCCGACGUCCUGGCUGCCUCCGCCUCCACCACGCCUCUCGACAACACUCUUCGGACCCCUGCCGACAGCUCUGGGAGAAGGUCCCCGUCACCGGUUGGCAGAUUGAAACAAGCUCUCACUCCAAAGCGGGCUUCUAGUCCCAGCACAAGCCCGGAGCGGAAAUCUGGAGGGGGUGGAGCGGGAACAGUGAAGGAGAAGGAGAAGGAAAAGGCUGUGGCAGAAAGGCGUGGAAGUGUUGCUGCGAGGAUUGGCUUCCGCGCCCCCGAACGACCUCGAACCGUGGAGCUCCAGACCAUAGACACGAACGCAGCACCUGCCACACCCCCAUCAGGCGAGAAGUUAGCUCCUACAAUUGUCAAUACUCCCCCUACCCCAACCGAUCCUGGCGUAACUCGGUUUGGUGGCCUUCACCAACGAACGUCAUCAGAUCCCAUCACUUCAAAUCUCAACGUGGUUUUGUCCCCGUCUGGGAACAUGAUAUCGCACAGACGCGUACGAUCAGGAUCAGUAACAAUAGGACCCAGCAAACUCUCUAACAAUACAUCUGCCCCUCUGACCCCAGCUACUGAGAAUAUUGCUGCGACAUCAAGUGGUGGUGGGUUCUUUUCUUCCGUAAUCUCUGCAGCCCAGAACGCGGCCAAUACACUGAGUAAUAGCAUUGGAAAUACUUCUACCAACCCUGGAAACAGAAUCAAGAGUGGCACCCACGAUUUAAACGAGAUCAAAGAAGUCGACAGCCCAAUCGUCGAGACCUUUGCUGACAAGACGGACUCGGUGGUUCCAACUGAAGAGAAGGAACUGGCUGUGAAGACCUUAGGAAUGGGUGACCUCAGCCUGAGUGCUCUCGGUAUAUCUGAGAACAGCAGCGACACAAGUACACCUUUGGGAAUGAAAUAUACGGAAGAGACAAAGGGGCGGCCCGAAUCAGCCAUAGAGGACUCGAACCGCUCUUCACCUGGUGCCACUGGGGACAGUGCAGAAACUGUGUCACCGACAGCCGUAGACGAUGUCCAUUCCCAGCCUCUGUUCCGACCUCGGUCAAUGUAUGAGCCUGGUGGUGUUGGAGGUGAUCAGAGCCCGCCCAAUGGAAGUGUUUUCGAAGGAAAGACGGGCCUUCAUCGGAGCGGUAGCAUUCGAACUGCUAUCGGUAAGCACCGAAAGCGAGGAAGCUCAGCGGCUACGGGUACGACCAAUGGACUUGCCAUACAUGCUGCCAAUAAUUCCAUCACUGACCCGGCCUCAGGUUCCAAGAUUACCGGAUUUGCGGUAGCCAGCAAGAAGAGAAAUCGGGAUUUUCACCAACUGUUCAGAAGUGUACCAGAUGACGAUUACUUGAUCGAAGAUUACAGCUGUGCUUUACAGCGAGAAAUUCUCGCUCAUGGCCGGCUAUACGUUUCUGAGGGCCAUCUGUGUUUCAGCAGUAACAUCUUCGGCUGGGUGACUACUUUGGUCAUGAGUUUUGACGAGAUUGUGUCUGUCGAGAAACGAAGCACAGCGAUUCUGUUCAAAAAUGGUCUCAUGAUCUCCACUUUACAUGCGAAGAAUAUUUUUGCCAGCUUUACGAGCCGAGAUUCGACUUAUGAUUUGAUUGUCGGGAUUUGGAAGUUGGGCCACCCAAGUCUAAGAAGUUCGCUGAACGGGGUACGAAUCGAGGAGACUGGCGGUGGUGACAAGACCGAAAAAGAUGAUGGCAACGCCGCUCUUGAAAUUCAGAGUGGUUCUGACAUCGGGAGCAGUGAUGGUGAGGAAGGAGAUGAGAUCUACGAUGAGGAUGACGAUGACGCGGCCGGAAUGAGCUUCAUACAGCCUGAGGGAAGUGUUGCAGGAAGCGAUGCUGGCGAGAGAGUUGUUAGCCGCAAGCCAUCUGCGGCUGUGGUCACAGGGCCACUGGGAGAGAAGAAGGAAGAUAGUCCGACGGGUCCCGGUACCGACUUCCCUGGCCCAGCGACCCACGCACCGACAGAAUGUGGGGACCAGGAUACCCAUUAUGCGAAGAUCAUCGGCGACGAAAUUGUUCAAGCGCCCUUGGGCAAGGUUUACAGCUUCAUGUUUGGGCCCGCUUCGAUUACAUGGAUGCGAAAUUUCCUGACAGUCGAGCAAAAGUGUUUGGAGCUGACGCUGGAGGAUACGGGCAAGAAGCCGCUCUCUCUGGAUAAUAAGGUCCGACAUUACUCGUACAUCAAACCCUUGACUGGUUCGAUCGGCCCCAAGCAAACAAAGUGCGUCUGCACAGAGACAUUGGAUUCGUUGGAUCUUGAAAAGUCGGUUUCUGUAACGAUCUCAACGCAAACCCCCGAUGUACCCAGUGGAAACGUCUUUAGCACCAAGACGAGAUACUGUCUUUCGUGGGCUGAAGGCAAUGCUACGAGAAUUCAGAUAAAUUGCGCUAUUGAGUGGACGGGCAAGAGGCCCAUCGAGAAAGGUGCAAAUGACGGUCAAGUGGUGUACGCCAAGGAAAUCAUCGGAGCGCUGAAAUCCGCCGUGUCAUCCCGCCGCGGCACAGUCACCGUUCCAGCCAGCAAAGGCAAGAAAAAAGGCCGUAGGAGCCGCGAAACGAAGGGCAAUUCCAAACAGUCAGAUGGUGCUUCAGACUCAAAACCAGACAAGGAGGACUGGGGAUUGCUCGAACCAUUGCAUCCCAUACUGGGCCCCGUCGUCGAUAUUCUAUCACCACUCCUAGCGGGCAACAUCCUCUACGGUAUUUUCGUCGGCUUGCUAGUAGCCUCUUGGUUUCGUUUCGGGUUUUCUGGGAGGGGGUCUUCUGCAGGUCGAGAUCCAGGAAUGGUAUAUUUUGGGACGCCCGAAAGGAUUGCCGCCUACGAAGAGAUGUGGCGGAAGGAAGAAAGCGAAUUGUGGGAGUGGCUUGAGGAUCGCGCGGGCAUGGACCGGCUCCGUGAGGUUUCCAGUAUGCCUAUCGAGGCGAAGAUGGUUCAGGACAAGUUGAGGAACGAGAAGAUGGAAGAUCGUGAAAUCGACGAUGCGAUUCGCGUUACGGAGGAAAAGUUGAAGGUCCUGAAAGCCAGCGUUGAGAAGAGGAAGGAGGCCAAGGGGAAAGUGGAGGAUAUCAAGAAUUCCUAG
Molecule: messenger RNA, 3723 nt
Organism: Drepanopeziza brunnea f. sp. 'multigermtubi' MB_m1
Lineage: Eukaryota; Fungi; Ascomycota; Leotiomycetes; Helotiales; Drepanopezizaceae
Source: RefSeq, a predicted model, not a curated record